Spodoptera exigua (beet armyworm) is the source of this 1564-nucleotide messenger RNA. NCBI's taxonomy places the organism in Eukaryota, Metazoa, Arthropoda, Insecta, Lepidoptera, Noctuidae. The record is from the annotation of a GenBank genome assembly.
ACUUGUCAAAGAACAUGUGGUUGCAAAAGUUUAUAACUAUUUUCUGUUUAAUUAUUGUCACGGCGUCAGGCCAAGAUGACACAGAAGAGGAUGUUUCAACGGAAAAUGAAAAACUGGCGAAAGUAGAGAAGAAGCUGAGUGACAAUAUUCUGAUGAUGUUAGAACAUUUUAGACAGCCAGAUCCUGUCGGUCUGCCAGGAGAUGUCAUACCAGAUCCUUGUCCUGUAGCAGAUAUGAAACAGUCUCUACAACUAGGCACUCUGUAUCUAACAAACACUAAGGUCCACGGUCUUAGUAAACUCAGAAUCUUACAUGUGAAUGCUGAAGUUGAAGAUCUUGUUGUCGAAGCAGCGCUAAGGAUAGAUGCCUUGCAAGCUCGAGGGAACUAUUCUAUAUCGUCGUGGUUCGGUUCUUCAAGAGGACCAUUCACAGUCGACAUCACAGGCUUACAAAUAUUGGCAAAAGCUAAUGUCGGUGUAGAAAUAGACGGAAAGCUACGAGCCCAAGACAUCCAUGUCGAUCUAAGUUUCAGCAAAAUAGCCACAAACUUUGAAAACUUGGGAUUCCUUGGAGGUAUGUUGCAAAGCAUAAUCAACACUGGAGGUGCUGCCAUCUUUGACUCAAGUUUACCAGCUAUCCUCAAGGAAGCAUACCCCAAAGCCAGGGCCGAAAUCAAUGCAAAACUUGAAGAAGUCGCUGGCGAUUUACAAUUCCCCAACUCUAUUUCUCCACUGGACAUGGUGAUCAUUGAUGUUAGGAAAAAAAUCAGUGACAUGAAGCUAGAUCCAUACAAAAUUAAAGAUAACAACACUACGAUGAGUAUAUUUACGAUCUCUUUGGCUAACACCUGGGUUACUGGAAUAUCUUCUUUUCAAAGAGUUGGAAAUAUAACUUUGAAAAUGGAAAACAAUACAGCUGUAGCGGACUUUGAGGUUGGUACACAAAAGUUGGAAGGAAGAACUCAGUGGGACGUUUCAGCUAUAAGUGGACUUAUGUCAAGGGCUGGUACAGCAGCAUUUUCCAUUGAAUACUUCGGUGCUAGGGUUAUACUGGCACAGCCGCUUGACACUAGAAAACGUCCCACACUGAGAGACAUAGAUCUUGAUAUAGGUAAUAUCCAAGUUCGCUUCGAUGGGGCGGGCACGCUAGACUACGUAAUUGAGUUCGCAAUAAACGUUAUACCCAAUCUUCUAAGGUACCAGAUCAUGGAUGCAUUUGAAGGUCCAUUGAGGGAAAGAAUUCAGCAAGAACUAUCUAAGGUGAAUGUAGAUGAACUGAUAAAGCAAAAGUUACCUGAACUUGAUCAAAUGCAAGCUACAGGCUUCAAGCUGUCAUCUCUUAGAGGUUCAGAGGUUGCUAAUGAAAAGUAUGAUGAGGACGAGUUCUUUAAUUUUUAAACAUAGCCUUAUACCUAGGUUACAUUAUACGUAUGUAUCAUAUUAUGCAGUAUAGUUCACAAUAAUGUUCCUACCUAAAGUUUUUUUUAUAUAUAAAAAAUAUAAUCAAUUGUCCAAUGACACAUCUUCAAUGAAUUCUAUUGUUUAUAUUGAAUCAUCAUCUCGCU